AGUGCUUUACUUUGAAGUUUUCAUUUUUGUUGAAUCACCACAGUCCAGAGAGUGCUCUCAUUAGCGACACUGCUGUCAAGUCCCAGGCAGUGUCCCUCCCCAUACAGUCUACAGCACCGCCCAGCGCCCACCCUCUUCCUCCUCCACAGCUCCCUCCCUUUUGCUACUCACCUUCCACUCAUCUCAUCUCAGGAUCACUCAACAUCACCUGGAGUGAGAUCACACUCCUGACCACAGCUAUUUCUGUAUCAUUAGAACUUUAUUAUUUUGAUCACAAUCCUGACUCUGUCCCUUCACCACCUUCAUUCACAUCACAGGGAUUUUAACUGUGUGUCACCGGAUUGUUCAUGCAGUAGUCUUUUGGAAUCAAGUUGGUUGGACCGGACCGUUGGACCCCACGUGAACCUCAUGCAGUGGAGAUUAUCCUGCAGCGAUGUCAUCUCAUCUCUCCCCCCGCAACGCAAAGGAUCAGCCACGCACAAGAAAGUCAUCCACUGAUUCGUCUCCCGCUAAACCCUCGCCGACCUCCAGAAGCCUCAAACAUGAAAGAGUGUCCAGACUGGACUCGUCUGGUGCUUACGACCGAGAGGCCUAUGAUGCUCGAAGGGAAAACAGAAUGGCAGCGCGGAAAAAAGCAGAGGAGGAGGCAGGGUGCACUGACUAUAAGAAGAUGUACGAGGAGGCCUUGUCUACCAAUGAGAGACUCAAGUCCAGGCUGCAGGGCAGCAAACAGGAGCUGGUAUUGGUGCAGACUCAGCUGGAGAGAGUGACACAGAGAAAGAUAACCAUGACUGAAAGGUCCAAUGAAAGGUCCAUGCUUGAGACAGAAAAACGGGAAACGCGUGUCCUGCAGAAGAAGAUAUCAGACAUGGAAGAUGAAGUGAAGGUAUCUGUCCAGUUGCAAUAAUGGUCCAGACAGAGCUGAAGAAUGAGAACCAGAGACUGAAGGACGAGAACGGAGCCUUAAUUCGGGUCAUCAGUAAACUGUCUAAGUGAGAAGAAGAGGAAAAGGAAGAGAGCAGUGGAUGAUACAGCUUUAUUUGCCAUGUUUACACCCACUUCUCCAACCCCACCACCCCCACCAACACCCCCACCAACACCAGUAGUCUUCACACGCAGUUUGCAUAUUUGCACAUUUUUUGUAUUAAUUUAUGGAUUGUUAUAAUGCAUAAUUAUAUAAUCACAGCACAUAAUAAUACCGUAUGAAUGUCUGCAAAUGUUUAAUCUAUAAGCUGAUGUAACAGGUUAUAUAUUAUCACGUUUUGUAUCACUAUGUGACAUUUGAAAUGUUUUUUUUGUUUUUUUGUUUACUCCAUCACAUGAACAGUCUCCUACGCCUUGUAUAAGUUAUUUAUAAAGAUUUUCUAUGCUGCAAUCCAA
This is a messenger RNA of Oncorhynchus gorbuscha (pink salmon), 1380 nucleotides long. RefSeq names its product protein phosphatase 1 regulatory subunit 12B-like. NCBI's taxonomy places the organism in Eukaryota, Metazoa, Chordata, Actinopteri, Salmoniformes, Salmonidae. Gene Ontology annotation, molecular function: protein kinase binding; enzyme inhibitor activity; phosphatase regulator activity. The transcript is spliced from 7 exons. The record is from RefSeq and is a predicted model, not a curated record. Gene Ontology annotation, cellular component: cytoplasm. Bases 434 to 907 code for a protein of 157 amino acids.